Vicia faba (fava bean) is the source of this 336-nucleotide messenger RNA. The record is from the annotation of a GenBank genome assembly. NCBI's taxonomy places the organism in Eukaryota, Viridiplantae, Streptophyta, Magnoliopsida, Fabales, Fabaceae.
AUGAGAAGUUUAAUAUUUUCAAAGGGCAUACCAGCGUUUUAUAGUAGUAGAUAUCAAAUUCAUCAUCAAAGCAGUUCCCUAGUCGAGGUUCCUAAGCUUGCCUUGGCUGCUGAGUACUUCUUUAAAAUGGGCGUGGAAGGAAAAAGAUUUCGUCCCACAGUGGCAAGCCUUCUUCAUGAUGAUGUAUUGGAUGAUGCAGUUACCAGACGUGGUAGGGGUUCAUUAAAUUUUGUAAUGGGAAAUAAGUUGGCUGUAUUGGUUGGAGAUUUUUUUGCUUUCCCGGACCUGUGUCACUCUGGACUCUUUAAAGAACACAGAGGUACAGUAAAUCGGUAA